CAUCCAUCCUAGGAGAGACAGGAGAGGACGGCAGGGACGGUAGAGAUGAGUGGCAGCAAUUUCAGACCUCCUCACCGUAGUUCACAUUGAAUUACUUUCCAGGAGGUCAUUCUCUUCUUCAAGUGUAAGACCCCGUGCCUCAGGGCUAUAAUUAAGUGUCUUGAGCCGUUAGGGGAAGGGUGUCCAGCGAGAUAUAACCCAGCAAAAAUGAUGGACUGGCUAGUUGCAUGUGUGGCACUGGUCCACCUUUUUGUUGCACCAUACACCAAGGUGGAAGAGAGCUUCAAUCUGCAAGCUUGCCAUGAUUUACUCUACAAGGGGAUUCAUCUGGAGGAGUAUGACCACCUGGAGUUCCCCGGGGUGGUACCUCGAACAUUUAUUGGCCCCAUAGUGGUGGCAACCAUUGCCUACCCAGCUGUAGCUGUUGUCCAGUUAUUCGGGCUCUCCAAGUUUAUUGCUCAGUACAUCGUGCGAGGUGUUUUGGGGUUGCUGGUUAUCCUGGCUUGGCGAAAAUUACGCAAGCAGUUGCAGGAGAGUUUUGGGAAGCCCCUCACUAUCUGGUUCACACUCAUCACUGCCUCACAGUUCCACUUCAUGUACUACUUAAGCCGUCCUCUGCCAAACACAUUUGCAUUAGUUGUAGCCCUGCUCACCUUCUCAUAUUGGCUGGAGCAACGUCAUCGCCUGCUCGUAUGGACAUCUGGAAUUGCAGUUUUAAUAUUCAGGUCUGAGUUGUGUCUCCUUUUGGGCCCCAUGCUGCUUGCUGACCUCCUGACACGCAGAUUUCAGAGCAUACCUUUCCUUCAGAGUGCCAUACCAGCUGGACUCUGCUGCCUGGGGAUGACCCUGGCCAUCGACUCAUUGUUCUGGGGUCGACUUCUGUGGCCAGAAGGAGAAGUUUUCUGGUUCAACACCUACAAAAACCAGAGUGGCACCUGGGGUACUUCACCAUUUUUGUGGUACUGGUACUCAGCACUACCAAGAGCUUUGGGAUUAAGUUUGUUUCUUGUUCCUGUUGGUAUUGCACUGGACAGACGACUGCAGGUGUUGGUUACACCAGCUCUCAUAUUUGUCGCUAUGUACUCCUUUUUGCCGCACAAGGAACUACGGUUUAUUAUCUACGUGUUCCCCAUCCUCAAUGUUGCAGCUGCAAGAGCUUGCCAAUUCUUUUGGGAAGGUCGAGAAAAAUCUGGUACGCGUCAGUUAUUGGCUAUUGGAUGUGCACUGCAUCUGCUGGUGAAUGUGGCUUUCACAACCCUUCUAUUGACUAUCUCAGCCAACAACUACCCUGGAGGGGCAGCCAUCUACAAACUGCAUCAAGUAAUCCCACAAGAUGCUAAUGUUCACAUUCAUAUUGAUAACUUUGCAGCACAGACUGGAGUAUCAAGGUUUACACAGCUUCAUGAUCACUGGAAGUACAACAAGACAGAUAAUAUGAAGGCAGGAAGCAGAGAUAUGCGGGCCUUCAGUCACCUGCUGAUUGAGGGCAAAUCCAAGUAUUCAUACAACCUGAAGCAUUACACAUCUUCCCAUGAGAUAAUGUCAUCAGUGGAAGCAUUUUCUCAUCUAAGUUUCAAUUACCAACAGUUUCCUCCAGUGAAGGUAAGAGUGAAACCAGCAGUAUUCCUCUUAAAAAAUUUAGAAGAAGAAUUUAUAGACUGGUCCUGGGUUGAUGGAGUAGGGGUAGAAACUUGGGCAGAAGACACUGAGGAAGCAGAAGUAGUUUGGCAGCAAGAGAAUGUUGAGAAACAGACACAGGAAGAUGAGGGAGAAAGAACACAGCAUCUAGAAAGGGCCAGCUCUGAGUUAGGGGAGCCACAGAGGGAUGAUGAAGUAGAGACAAGUGAAGGUGAAGAUGAAGAACAAGAGAAGACAUAUGAUAAACAAGAGGUUGAAGAAGGGGAAACAACAAUGCAUGAAAUUCAAAAAGAUACAGAAGAGUCUGUUGAAGAAGAAAUUCUUUUAGAGCCAAAACUUCCUGAUGGUGGUUGCUUAGCCCCAGAGGAAGGAGUAGCUGAAAUACUCUCUGUGGAUGAUUUUCAAGAUGACCAUCAUGUGGAUGAGCAAGUAACAUUUGAGUCAGAUGAAGACAGGGAGGUAACUGAAGUUGCAGCCUCAGAACCUCCCACUGUUAUAGAAGAUGUAGUAAACAUUGAACAAGAAGACCUUGCAGGAUCUUGUACACAAUGCACCUCAGGUGAUGAUGAUACUCAUAAUGAUAAUACUGAUGUUAUUAAUAGUGAUGGUGUGCAAGAAGGUAAUGAGGAUGAUGUUAGUGAUGACGCUGAUAGCAGAGUUGAUAUUAAUGUUGUUGAUGAUGUUAUUAUUGAUGAGAGUACAGGUGAUGUUAUUAUUGAUGAGAGUACAGGUGAUGAUGUUAUUAUUGAUGAGAGUACAGGUGAUGAUGAUGUUAUUGAUGAUGAGAGUACAGGUGAUGUUAUUAUUGAUGAGAGUACAGGUGAUGAUGUUAUUAUUGAUGAGAGUACAGGUGAUGAUGAUGUUAUUGUUGAUGAGAGUACAGGUGAUGUUAUUGAUGAUGAGAGUACAGGUGAUGAUGAUGUUAUUGUUGAUGAGAGUACAGGUGAUGUUAUUGAUGAUGAGAGUACAGGUGAUGAUGUUAUUAUUGAUGAGAGUACAGGUGAUGAUGAUGUUAUUGUUGAUGAGAGUACAGGUGAUGUUAUUGUUGAUGAGAGUACAGGUGAUGUUAUUGUUGAUGAGAGUACAGAUGAUGAUAGUGAUAUUGUUGAUGUCACUGAUGAUGGUGUAGGUAUUGUUGAAAUGAUGGAUGGUGAUGUAAGUACUGGUAAUGAUGGUGAAGAUACUGCUGAUGAUCAGGCAGGUGUUGGUGAUAUGACUGAUGGUGAUGUAGACAGAGUUGAUGAUAUUGGUGAUGUAGGGAUUAUCAGUGAUGAUCAUAUCACUGAAGAUGAUGUAGGUACUGUUGUUGAUGAUGAUGACAAAAAUAAUGAUGUCUCAGACAAUGAUAUAAGUGAGGAUGAAGAAGUUUUCAAUGAAAAUGUAGGUCAUAUUGAUAGUGAUGAUAUUAGUAAUGUUAUUGAUGAUGGUAGUAAUAGUGACAGUAACAAUGAUAGUGUGAAAAAUUACAAUAAUAAUGACGAUGUCCUUAGUGAUGUCAGUGAUGAUGCUAUUCACAAUGAUGUUCCUGAAACCAAUACAGAGAUUCAUGAGGGCACAGAUGGAGCUCCUUUAUCCCCUGAAGAGAGUAUUGAAACAGCAGAAGUUCUAGAACAGACUGAAGAUGCCAGUGCGGCAGAGGAAGAAACUAGGUUCGUAGAAGUGACGUUAAGUUUAGACGAAGCCAACCCUGAGGCUGAACAUGAGGAAGACGAUGAAGACUCGCUCUCACCGCUGGAGAGGAUGGUCGCGCAGGUCAGACAAUUUCUGUGGAACGUCUUCAUUUUGUGUUCAGUUUGCUAUGUUCUCACCACCCUCUACUAAACUUUUGAAUAAGUCUUCUAAGGUAUUCAAAGUGUUGUCAGAAUAAUGUUAUUGGAACCUGUAUGGAUAUAAAAUACUGUAUGUCUGUUAAGAUGCUUAUGGUGUGUACACACACACACACACACACACACACACUUUUCAGAGUUGAACUUAAAAAUAUAAUUAUCAGUUGGACUUAUGGAAAUGUAACUGUCUAAUAAAAUUAAUUUUGAAAGUGUGAAUUUUACAUGAAUAAAAAACAAAAACAUUAUUCGUCAGCUGAACUUGUGGGAAUAUAAUUUUCUGAUGAAAUGAAUUUGGAAAUACUGUACAGCACUACCGUAUAUGAGACUGUUAUAUGAACUUGAAAAGGUGUAAUCAUCUGAUGAGCUUGUGGAAAUGUAUGUCAGGUGAAUUUAAGGAAAUUGAAUUGUUAGAUGAAUUUAAGGAAACAUAAAAUUUACACAUCUGUGAUUAGUAGCAUUCAUGUUGUUGAAAAUAUGUAAUUUUUUAAGAUAAAGGAACUGUAAAAACUGUGUUAAAUUUUUGAAAAGCAUUAGUUAAUCUCAAACUAAGUUAACUGACAUCACUAUUAUAUACCACUAAAUAAAUUUGGCAAAAAGUUUCUGAUACAUAAAUAUUCUAAUAAUUACCACAGACAAUAUUAUAGACUUUGUUAGGCUUACCAAUACUGUGUAAUUUGCUUUCUUGUUGAAGAUAGUGCCUCACUGACUUAUUAAAGUAAAUUCAGCUGUAUUUCUAGAAUACUUACUGUAUAAACAAACUUAAUGCAUUUUGUGACAUUAUUGUUCUAGUAGCAGUAAAACUGCUAGUAUUAACCCAUAGGCCCCGGGUGACGUUCCAGAACGUCCGCCUAUUCCCACCACUUUUUUUUUUAAAGUUGAUUUUUUCUCGAUUUAUCUCCGCGGGGGGUACUGCCAGCAGCACCCUAACCCGGGGCUUAAGGGUUAAAAAUAUACCACAAGAAGGACCGCUAUAUUAUGUUUUGUUUAUUUUUGAGAACAGGAAACACGUACCUUAUAAACCUAAAAUGAAUCAAUUAAAAAACUUGCCCUAGGAUUAAAUGUUUGGGCGAGUUUGGUAUCAGGCUAGGCUACUAUUUCUUGUACAGUAUAGACGAAAAACCAAGGAUUCCUGUUCGUGGUAUGUUUUUAAAAUGAUAUGCUUUUGACACCAUGCUCCCAAAUAAAAUAUAAAACUGUUCCUGCUUAUCUAGAACUACUAUAGAUAAAACAAUAGUGUAUGGUUUUAAUAAAAAGUUGCAAUACA
Homarus americanus (American lobster) is the source of this 4728-nucleotide messenger RNA. RefSeq names its product probable Dol-P-Man:Man(7)GlcNAc(2)-PP-Dol alpha-1,6-mannosyltransferase (gene Alg12). The record is from RefSeq and is a predicted model, not a curated record. Gene Ontology annotation, molecular function: alpha-1,6-mannosyltransferase activity. The transcript has 11 exons. Gene Ontology annotation, biological process: protein N-linked glycosylation. NCBI's taxonomy places the organism in Eukaryota, Metazoa, Arthropoda, Malacostraca, Decapoda, Nephropidae. Bases 208 to 3459 code for a protein of 1083 amino acids. Gene Ontology annotation, cellular component: endoplasmic reticulum membrane.